UUUUUUGGGAGGCUGGGGGGGAGGUGAUAUCUCUUUUUAUCGGACAUGAGAAUGGAUGUUUGGAAACAAUAUAGAGGGGGGGGGACUUUUAAGUAAGACAAACCGGGAUUUUGUAUUAAAGCCCCCUUUUUUAAAUUAUUUUUAUCUCUAUCAGAAAAUAGACGAUGCAUUUUCUAUAUAUAAUUUGGAUGUAGUAGUUCAACGAUUAUUACAAUGGAGAGAAAUGUUACCUCGUAUAAAGCCAUUUUAUGCUGUUAAAUGCAAUAAUGAUCCAAUACUUUUGAAAUUAUUGGCUGACCUUGGAUGUGGUUUUGAUUGUGCUAGUAGAGGGGAAAUUGAUCAAAUAAUCACAAAUGGAUUAACAAAUGCUGAUAAUAUUAUUUAUGCAAAUCCAUGCAAAACACGUAAAUAUAUUCAACAUGCUGACAAACUUGGUAGAUUAAAGAGACUUAAAUAUUAA
This is a messenger RNA of Meloidogyne enterolobii, 460 nucleotides long. Lineage: Eukaryota; Metazoa; Nematoda; Chromadorea; Rhabditida; Meloidogynidae. The record is from the annotation of a GenBank genome assembly.